AUGAAAACAGCCUUAGCAUCUAAAGAAGAACACCCCAUCAACUUCAUAUCACAUAUAUUAUGCCUCAUUCACUCGGUGGAAUAUGUUCAUUACAUGGGACUACUGCACAACGACAUCAAGACUGACAACUACUGUAUUAUCGGGAAGGCGAGCUUGCAACCUCAACCACAAGCAAUGUUUAUUCCUUGGGAUAUUUCCCACGAGAGGUCACCAAGGCAAGGGGAAUUGUCAAUGACAAGCUCAAGGAAGUGUACCGAAUGUGCAUGCAGCAGGAUAGAAACAAGCGACCACCCCUCACUUGGUGCAGAGUUCAGUUGGUGUGAAUAUGGACUUAAUUCUGAUUUAUUCUGCCGUACAAAUUUUGAAUGUGUACCUGUAUAA
Owenia fusiformis is the source of this 381-nucleotide messenger RNA. The record is from the annotation of a GenBank genome assembly. Lineage: Eukaryota; Metazoa; Annelida; Polychaeta; Sabellida; Oweniidae.